Molecule: messenger RNA, 1904 nt
Organism: Chenopodium quinoa (quinoa)
Lineage: Eukaryota; Viridiplantae; Streptophyta; Magnoliopsida; Caryophyllales; Amaranthaceae
Exons: 10
Coding region: 826-1533 (235 amino acids)
Source: RefSeq, a predicted model, not a curated record
UAUGAAGUAAUGUGGAUCGCUUGGGUGAUGAUGUGGCAUAAAGAGAUGUUAGGUAGGUGAUGUGGCAUCAUGAAGUAUUUGUGAAGUGACGUGACACAUUAUAAAAGGACACGUGGCACAUGGACAUUUUUAUAAACGCCUUUUAAUAUAUUAGUAUAGAUUUAGAUUUUUUUUUUUUUUUUUUUUUGGAAACAUAGUUUAGAUGGUUAUAAAAGGUGUUAUCUAAUAAUAAAUUUUCCUUAUGUUAAUCACAAAGUUCCAUAUGUGUUGGUCACGCUAUGUAGUCAAUGAGGGGUUACUUGGUCAGGGUUAACCGUGUUUUUUUUUUUUUUUUUUUUUUUUUUUUUUUUUUUUUUUUUUAUGUAUGUCUGGCUAUAUGGAAAAAGCGCUGUAUUUUUUCCUAAAAAAAAAAAAGAAAAAAAAGCCCUGUACAAGUAUUAGCAUUUCUCUAAAAAAAAAAAAAGUAUUAGCAUUAAACCUUUUACCCAUUGACCCAUUCCAGUUUUCCUCAUCUCCCGCUAAAGAAUGGAGAGAGAAAGAGACAUAAACUGAUGGGGAGCAGCCCAUCAGCAAACAAAUUUGGUUUAAAAAAUUCCAAAUUUCUCCAAUUAUUAUUUAAUAAUUCAGAGUAUAGUUUUAGUAAUCUUAUGUCGUCACGAAAUUCCAUAAUCAUCAAUUCAUACAUUUGAUAACUCCCACCUAAAGCCUUCUUCUCCAUCUCGAGGUUCCAUUAAUAAUUUCUCUUUCUACUCAACCAUCAAAUAAAGAUUAGAGUAGAAAUAUUGCUAAAUUUAGGAUAGAGAAAAAAAAAUUACCAAAAAAAAGAUGGCAAAUUGGGAGUUGAAGAAAUGUUGCAAUCAUGAACAAGUUGUUUUCUUGACUACCACAGCUGUCUGUACUGUUGUCAUUCUUGCUCUAUGGAGAACGGUGCUACUGAUGCCAUUUAAGCUCGUGACUGUAUUUCUUCAUGAAGCAAGCCAUGCUAUUGCUUGUAAACUCACUUGUGGCCAUGUGGAAGAGAUGCAAAUACAUGCAAAUGAAGGUGGUUCGACGACAACACGUGGUGGUGUUUAUUGGUUUAUCUUGCCUGCUGGAUACCUUGGCUCAUCAUUCUGGGGAAUGGCUUUAAUACUUGCAUCGACAAAUCUUUUGACUGCCAGAAUCGCUGCAGGAUGUUUAGCCCUUGCUCUAUUUAUUGUUCUUUUUGUUGCCAAAAAUUGGACACUACGAGGACUAUGUGUUGGGUUUAUUAUUGUUCUUGCUGUUAUCUGGGUCCUGCAAGAAACAACAAAAAUACACAUCCUCCGUUAUAUGAUUAUGUUCAUUGGUAUAAUGAACAGCCUGUUCUCAGUUUACGAUAUAUACGGUGAUUUAAUCUCCCGAAGGGAACACACUAGUGAUGCAGAGAAGUUUGCUGAAGAAUGUCCUUGCUUCUGCAAUGGGGUGGGAUGGGGUAUUAUUUGGGGAAUAAUAUCGUUUAUGUUUCUAUGUAUAUCCAUGUACUUAGGCCUCGUAAUCCUCUCUUCAGCUUAAGAAGAAUCAGAUUGCUGCAAUGCCACAGGCCACAGCUCACAUACCGAAUCAACAGAUUUGUUUAAUGGCUUAUUAAAGCUACAAUUCAAUACAUCAUUCUCGCUGCACACCUUGAAUGUCUCAUUUUUUUUCAACCCUUCUGUUUUGAUCGGGUUGAAGCCUAUAAUACCAGUAUAAUACUAUAAUACCAGUAUAAUAUUGGUAUACAGUGCUUCCUAGAGAAGAUCAGAAUUGUAUUUCGAAUACUACGUCAUAAUGUUUUGAACUCAAAUUGAAUACGAUGUAUAUGCUCUGUUUCAGAGUCAUAGCAGAUUGAAUAUAUGGUGCUUCCUAGAGCAGAUUCCUUUGUAUGAUAAUUUUUGUUUCUAAAA